Molecule: messenger RNA, 2034 nt
Organism: Canis lupus familiaris (dog)
Lineage: Eukaryota; Metazoa; Chordata; Mammalia; Carnivora; Canidae
Product: vasodilator-stimulated phosphoprotein-like
Biological process (GO): protein homotetramerization; axon guidance; actin cytoskeleton organization
Cellular component (GO): cytoskeleton
Molecular function (GO): SH3 domain binding; profilin binding; actin binding
Source: RefSeq, a predicted model, not a curated record
UGAGCCAGGGGCGCCCCGGGAGCACCCACCCGUGGGUGCGCCGCCCUCCCGCUGAGCAGCCAUGAGUGAGACGGUUAUCUGCUCCAGCUGGGCCACUGUGAUGCUUUAUGAUGACAGCAAUAAGCGAUGGCUGCCGGCAGGCACGGGCCCCCAGAGUUUCAGCCGCGUCCAGAUCUACCACAACCCCACGGCCAAUUCUUUCCGGGUUGUGGGCUGGAAGAUGCAGCCAGACCAGCAGGUGGUCAUCAACUGUGCCAUCGUCCGGGGUAUCAAGUAUAACCAGGCCACCCCCACCUUCCACCAGUGGCGCGAUGCCCGCCAGGUCUGGGGCCUCAACUUUGGGAGCAAGGAGGAUGCCACCCAGUUCGCGGCGGCCAUGGCCAGCGCCCUUGAGGCUCUGGAAGGAGGGGGGCCUCCGCCACCCCCGCCACCUGCAGCACCUCCCACCUGGUCUGUCCAGAAUGGUCCCACCUCAGAGGAGGUGGAGCAGCAGAAAAGGCAGCAGCCGGGCCCACCAGAGCACCUGGAGCGCCGAGUCUCCAAUGCAGGAGGGCCUCCUGCUCCCCCAGCUGGGGGACCGCCUCCCCCUCCAGGACCUCCUCCUCCUCCGGGUCCCCCCCCACCCCCUGGUGUGUCCCUCUCAGGGGGCUCUGCGGCAGGGCACGGAGCAGGGGGAGGCCCACCCCCUGCGCCCCCUCUCCCCACAGCACAAGGCACCAGUGGUGGGGGAACAGGGGCCCCCGGUCUUGCAGCAGCCAUUGCCGGAGCCAAACUCAGGAAAGUCAGCAAGCAAGAGGAGGCCUCAGGGGGCCCAGUCCCUAAAGCAGAGAGCACUCGAAGCACGGGCGGGGGGCUGAUGGAAGAGAUGAAUGCCAUGCUGGCCAAGAGAAGGAAAGCCACACAAGUUGGGGAGAAACCCCCCAAGGAUGAAUCUGCCAAUCAGGAGGAGCCAGAGGCCAGAGCCAGAGUCCCAGUCCCAGCCCAGAGUGAAACUGUGCAGAGACCCUGGGAGAAGAACAGCACAACCUUGCCAAGGAUGAAGUCCUCUUCAUCCGUGACCACUUCCGAGGCCCACCCCUCCACGCCCAGCUCCAGUGACGAGUCAGACCUGGAGAGAGUGAAACAGGAGCUUCUGGAAGAGGUGAGGAAGGAACUGCAGAAAGUAAAAGAAGAGAUCAUUGAAGCGUUUGUCCAGGAGCUGAGGAAGCGGGGUUCCCCCUGACCACAGGGCUCCAGAAGAUCCUGUAUCUCCUUUCUGCACACCCCGCCUGUCACCCUGCUUUCCCUGCCUCAACUCGACUUGGAAUUGGCUAAAGACCACACAGGAAUGCAUCUCCCCCACUCCCUGUCCUACUUGGAAAAUACCAAGGGGGUGUGGCUCCGUGGCCCCAGGGCCACACCCAUACUGGCUGCUGAUUGGCUGGGGAGGCCCCCACCCUUUGCUCCCUUUGGUCCUUCCCCUUCGCCAUCCCCUUGGGGCUGGUUCCUCUGUUGGGGAUUGGGGACCAAGUGACCCCACAGUAAGGGGGAAGGAAGGAGGGAAUCUCACAUUCCCUUGUUCUAGAUUCACUUUAACGCUUAAUGCCUUCGAAUUUUUGUUUUUUUAAGGAAAAAAAAUAUAUAUAUAUAUUUAGGUUUUGGGGGGAAGGGAAAUUUUGUUUCUCUUUCGUUUUGAUAAAACUGGGGUGUGGGGAGUUUUUAAAUGCUAUGCCCAGGGCUUGUCCCCUUUGGAGCAGCUAUUUAAGGGGGAGGAUGUCCCACCAGGCUGGGGGCACCUCCCCCACCCCCACCCCCACCCCAGGGAGCUCCCUUCCCUUUGGCUCCUUCCCCUUUUCUAUGAGGAAUUAAGAUGCUAUAACUUUUUGGAACCUCAGUUUUUUGGUUUUUUAUUUGGGUAGGUUUUGGGGUCCCCCUGGGGAAAUAAGAUGAGGGAGAAAGGAAAGGGGGAGGAAACCUCCCCUCUCCCACCUUCACCUUUAGCUUCUUGAAAAUGGGCCCCUACCGAAUAAAUCUGCCAGUUUUUUAUAAAUAAAA